This is a messenger RNA of Penicillium brasilianum, 2681 nucleotides long. Lineage: Eukaryota; Fungi; Ascomycota; Eurotiomycetes; Eurotiales; Aspergillaceae. The record is from the annotation of a GenBank genome assembly.
CCGGAUUACUUCCACGUACCACAUGGUAAAUAAAGAUUCAAUAGCUACCGUGCGACCGGAGGAGUCCAAGCCCUGAUCCACGUCCUUCCCUCCUGUAUUCCGUACUCCGUACUCCAAUUUCCCUUGGCCGAGUCCACGGUGGCACGGUCUGCCUGAAUGCAUCGGCAAGGUUGCCCUGGCCUAUGAUGAGACCUGUAGAAAGGGCCAGUUGAAUUGGCAAUGCCAAUCCUGCGCUGCCUGCACACCUGCAUGGAUGGCCUUUAUUAGUCUCGUCUGCCCAACAGAUUCUUCUAUUCGUGUUCAAUUCCUUCCUUUUUCUUCCAGUCCAUUCUUAGUAUCCCCUUACAGUAUCAUACCCCUAAUACUCUGUUUGCUGGACGAUGCUCUCCCGACUGCGUGCAAACUUGCCUAUAAUGUCUACAUUCUUUAGUUCUUCCAGCUCGCCCAAAGACACAGGCACCGAAUUGCCUGCUGAUCUGAAUAAGGGUGACACUACAACGACUGCCUCCCCCACGCUCGCUACUCAUAAUGUCUUGUCAUCCGAUACGGAGGCCCUACCCAAGAGAGAAAAGUCUCCCAAGCCAUCCAGCGAGAAAGAGAGCACCCUCGUCGAUGAAUCAAUUCGGGAUUCAACCGCUGCUGAAAAUACCAACAAGGAGACGACCCAAGACCAUCACCUGCCGGAGGUGGUUCCUAAUGAAGACUCGAAUAAAGAGUCUGUCGUGAAGAACGAUACCGAGAAAGAACCCACCAAGGAAGAAGACAAAAUAUCGAGUAAUGGCGAUGCAGAGAACACGGUCAAAGAGCCCGAGCCAGAAUACCCGACAGUAUUUAGACUGUUCCUCAUUACCAUUGCAUUGUGUCUUUGCGUGUUUUGUGUGGCAUUGGACAACACGAUUAUUGCGACAGCUAUCCCAAAAAUCACCGAUCAAUUCAGUUCACUCGAUGAUGUCGGUUGGUAUGGAAGUGCCUACUUGCUCACCACCUGCUCCGUCACCCUGAUGUUCGGCAAACUCUACACCUUCUACUCGAUCAAAUGGAUCUACCUGAUCGCUCUGUCCCUCUUCGAGCUCGGCUCACUGGUCUGCGCCGUCACGCCAAACUCUGUCGGUCUGAUCUGCGGCCGUGCCAUUGCUGGUCUGGGUUCUGCGGGCUUGUUCUCCGGUUCGAUCCUAAUCAUCACUCAGAGUGUCCCACUGGUGAAAAGGCCUAUUUACACUGGUCUUAUUGGAGGGAUGUAUGGAAUUGCUAGUGUUGCGGGUCCUCUUAUGGGAGGUGCUUUCACAGAUAGGCUCACUUGGCGCUGGUGCUUCUAUAUCAACCUGCCCAUCGGUGCCGUCACGUUCUUUUUCAUUCUCUGCUUCUUCAAGAGCUCCAAGGCGCUCAAGGAUACGAAGGGAUGGAAAGAGCAGCUCGCUGAGAUCGAUCUGCUUGGCUCUUUCUUCUUCCUGCCUGCCAUUAUCAGUCUGCUACUCGCCCUGCAGUGGGGUGGUACCAAGUAUCCCUGGAGCGAUGGCCGCAUCAUCGCUCUGUUCGUUGUCUUUGGCGUAUUAAUCCUCAUUUUUAUCGGUGUGCAAUGGAAGGGUCAGGAUCGUGCUACCGUGCCCCCAAGACUGAUCAAAAACCGAAACGUCUGGGGGUCGGCCUGGUACGCGCUGGCUAUUGGUGCAGCGUACUUUAUCCUGGUCUAUUACCUCCCCAUUUGGUUCCAGGCUAUCAAGGGCGCCUCGGCCGUGAAGUCGGGUAUCAUGAAUCUCCCCAUGAUCAUCGGUGUCGUGCUCGUCUCCAUUCUGGCUGGCGGCCUCGUCACUGCCUGUGGCUACUACACUCCUCUCAUGAUUGCCUCCUCGAUCAUUCUGACUAUUGGUGCUGGCUUGCUCUCUACCCUGGAAGUCAACUCCGGCCAUUCCAAGUGGAUCGGCUACCAGGCACUCUUCGGUAUUGGUCUCGGCCUGGGCAUGCAGGCACCCAUGAUUGUGGCACAGACUGCCCUCAGCGCUAGUGAUGUCCCCAGUGGCACCGCCAUUGUGAUGUUUGCACAAACUCUAGGCGGCUCAAUCUUCAUCUCCGUCGCCCAGAACAUCUUCCAGAACCAACUGCUCACGAACAUUCGUGCGGAUGCGCCAACUGCCAAUGCUGCCCAGCUUGUGGCAGCUGGUGCGACGAUGCUGCGGACUGUUGUUUCGGGACCCGUUCUGGAGCGUGUUUUGGAAGCUUACAACGAUGCCAUUACGCAGACUUUCUAUGUGGCAGUCGCCAUGGGUGCUCUGUCUCUCAUUGGCCCUAUCUUUGUCGAGUGGCUCUCCGUCAAGGGGAAGAAGGUUGAGAUGGCUGCGGUUUAAAGUCAUGGUAUCUGCAGAAGGCUGUCACGCAAAAGGUCUCCAUAGUCCAGGCUGCCUUCAUAAGUAAGGAGAUAUACUUUAAAGUAUAGAUUCUGCUGAAAGUUGAGUAUUCAAGGAUUCCAGGAAAUGUUCUUGAAAGAAAAGCAUCUCCAGCUCAUGAAUUACGAGCUCCCUCGACGUCCCCACACAAAUCCAACACAAUAUGCGCACCCAGAUAUCUCCCUUUCACUCAACCACGAAUACUUUUAGAUUUAAUCAAAAGACAAUUACUCGUUCUUCUCAUUUAACUGAUUAUAAUUAUGACCAGAAUAUACUAGUAAGGUAUGAGAUAUCGAUUUG